AUGGGGAUUAGCCUCUUCUUCCAGCACGUCUGGACAUCAAGCAGAGGAGCGGAGCGGUGUUAUCGGUCACCUCUGGUCACCUCUGGUCAACUCUGGUCACCUCUGGUCACCACUGGGCGACUCUGGUCACCGCUGGUCACAGCUAGUCACCGCUGGUCACCUUUUAUCGCCUCUUAUCAACCCCCAGCACUCAUCCGUCAUCUCUUUUCACCUCUUAUUUCUUGUCACUUCUUGUCCCCUGUCCCCGGUCAUUGCCGGAGCUCGAUCCUCGCUCGCUCGGUCCCUGCCCGGGCCAGGUCCCUGCGCGGUGGCCGUGGGUUGCCCGGGUUGGCGGCCGUGUCGCCGCUGCCCUCCCCGGGCACAGCCCCGCUCACGCCGCUAGCGAUGGACAGAACUGAGCCGGUGGGCCCGGACAGGCACCGGGACACCCCGAGGAGGUGGCACGCGGGGCCGCCCCUCCCGCGGCUGUGGCGCUCACUGGCCCGGGAGCCGGUGGCCUCGGACCGCCCCCGGGACUCGGUCUCCUCGCAGCCCACGGAUGCAGGAUCGGGUCCUGACUCCCACACGUGGCAGAGCUCUAGAGCCGUUCAAGAAGACUUCCAGAAAACCAUCGGGGAGUCUGGGAGAGCUCUCAAAGACAGGAAGCUCCUUCACCAGAGGAUCCGCUUCUUACCGCAGUGGCAGCUGGAAGCCAGCCCGGUGCUGAAGGACAUCUGCCAGCUCCAGGUGCGCAGGCACAGAGUGCAGCGGCGGCAGAGCGAGCCCAAAGAUGAGGAGGGCUUUGUCCCCGAGAAGCUGCAGAGGCUGGGCGAGAGGAGCCGGCUGCCCGACGGCCACGGGGCUGCCAGGAGGGACCUCUUUGGCAAGAGCCCCUGCGACACAUCAGAGCCGUCUCCCCAGCUGCUGCCGUGGCAGAGUGAUUCCACCGUGCCCUGCGGGAUGGAGAAGCCGGUGACCACGCCAGUGAUAAAGAAGGAGGAGGCAAAGCUGCGUCCGGGGAAGCGGGGCCAGUGCCGGCAGCUCUUGCGCUCGCCCUCGGUGCCCAGCAGUGUCCCCGGGCCCGUCCCGAAGCGGAGACGGCCCUCGGACAGGGACAGCCCUGCCGAGGCCAAGCGGCAGAGGAGAGUGGCCGGCAGCCCUGAGCAGGAGGCAUCCCUGGAGCCGGGAGUGUGGCUGGAGCCUUGCAGGUCUGCCCAGCUCGAGGAGAUCGAGAACCUGCUGGCCAACGAUGACCAGGAGCUCAUUGGGGACUUCUCCAAGCCUCACCUCCUGCCGACGGUGGAGGGGAAGGACCCGGGCCUGAAGUACAUCUCUCCUGACACGCUGGCGAAGGUGCUGACGGGGCGCUACAGCAGCUUCAUCGAGCGCAGCGUCGUCGUGGACUGCCGAUACCCCUACGAGUACCAGGGCGGCCACAUCAAGGGCGCUGUCAACCUGCCGCUGCAGCGGGACCUGGAGGAAUCCCUGCUGGAGCGGCCCAUCGUGCCCCAGGACGCCGGCAAGAGGGUGAUUGUCAUCUUCCACUGCGAAUUCUCUGUAGAACGGGGACCCAAAAUGUGCAAGUUCUUGCGGGAGAGGGAUCGCUCCUGCCACAGGUACCCGCAGCUGCACUACCCCGAGCUCUACGUCUUGAAGGGAGGGUACCGCGAGUUCUUCUUCCAGUUCCCGGGCCACUGCGAGCCCCGGGACUAUCGGCCCAUGGAGGACCCGGCGUUCAGGGAGGAGCUGCGCAGGUUCCACGGGCAGAGCCAGCGCGGCCGGCGAGCGCUCUUCAUCCGCGGGCGGGAUCUGUGAACGCUCGGGGGGAAACGCUACGCCGGAGCUCGGACUGGAGGAAGGGUUCCCUUGGCCGGGGAUGCGCCUCGGCUUGGGCUGCUUCGUUCGGAUGGGUUUAGCGUGGUAUUUAGGAUUAGCAUUGGGCUUGCGUUUGUUUAUUGCUAUAAAUAAUUUUUAUAUAUUGUUAUGAACUUUUGCUUAUUGGUAUGAUUAUUUUUUUGCUUGUCUAUUGUUAUGAAUAUGUUUGUGUUUGUCUGCUGUUAAGACCGUUUGUACUAGUCUCUGUUAAUAAACUCCUA
This is a messenger RNA of Vidua chalybeata, 2075 nucleotides long. RefSeq names its product M-phase inducer phosphatase 2-like. Bases 1 to 1794 code for a protein of 597 amino acids. NCBI's taxonomy places the organism in Eukaryota, Metazoa, Chordata, Aves, Passeriformes, Viduidae. Gene Ontology annotation, biological process: positive regulation of G2/M transition of mitotic cell cycle; G2/M transition of mitotic cell cycle; positive regulation of G2/MI transition of meiotic cell cycle. The record is from RefSeq and is a predicted model, not a curated record. Gene Ontology annotation, molecular function: protein tyrosine phosphatase activity. The transcript is spliced from 16 exons. Gene Ontology annotation, cellular component: nucleus; cytoplasm.